Molecule: messenger RNA, 792 nt
Organism: Colletotrichum gloeosporioides
Lineage: Eukaryota; Fungi; Ascomycota; Sordariomycetes; Glomerellales; Glomerellaceae
Exons: 1
Coding region: 1-792 (263 amino acids)
Source: RefSeq, a predicted model, not a curated record
AUGCUUCCAAAAUUCGGUGUCGAAGAGACCGCGCGUCCGGCAUCUCCUAUUGCACACGAUCACGAUGGACGCGAGACAGCUUCAGACGAGCCCUCCCUGAGGAGCUUCCAUCGCGCUACCUACACUGGUGCCCUACUUUUCAAUCUCGUCUCCUUCAUACUUCCAGCUCUUUACGCCACCCUGUCCAAAUUAUGGGUCGCCAACAUCGACUUUUCGCUCGUAGUCACCACAGACGCAUACACGUACAUCGGCGUCGUUGCCGAGGUUCUCAACGAAGGGCUGCCGCGGGCAGCAUGGGUUAUAAUCGGCGAUAAAGCGUCUCGAACCCUCGCACAGCGGUUGCAGCUCACGCACACACUCAUCAUCUUCCAGUCCGUCCUCGGCUUCAUCAUCAGCGUCGUCUUCGUGGCCGGCGCAAGCACUUUUUCGAAGGGCUUUGUACCUGUCGAAGUCCGCGAAGUUAGCAUCACCUAUGUGCGAAUCGGAGCUUUCAGCGCCUUCCGCAGCGCGAUCGAGACUGCAGUUUCCUCAGCCACAAGAGCGCUUGACCGGCCUGAUGUGCCACUCAUAAUAAGCUCAGUCAAAUUUGCGGUCAACAUCGUCUUGGAUCUUUUAAUUAUCUCCAAGGUCCAUGUCGGAUCCCAUAAGAAUACAGUGAACAUGCAAGCUGGUAUUCAGUUAGCGUGUAACCUCGCGUCAGCUCUGAUCGGCCUGGCCUAUUUUCUCUGGAGAAACGCCAUGCCUUUGCGCAGAAAUAGGACACACGAGCUACCUGUAUUGGAGACCGCUUGA